Molecule: messenger RNA, 246 nt
Organism: Aspergillus alliaceus
Lineage: Eukaryota; Fungi; Ascomycota; Eurotiomycetes; Eurotiales; Aspergillaceae
Exons: 1
Coding region: 29-199 (56 amino acids)
Source: RefSeq, a predicted model, not a curated record
GCUGUAUUCCUUAUUUCCCGGGUCGACGAUGAUCCCCAAGGCAGAGACAAUUAUGAGUGGUCUCAGGAAGAACAAGGACCUAGAGGAGAUGCUGUACUGCUGUCCAGACCAGCUGGAUGCGCGGCAAGAUGUGUCCGCUAAGGCUGGAAAACACCGUAAGACUCUUCGUUUGUGGGUGCUCCCUCGUGUCCGCUUCUAAACAAGAUUUGGACGACCAUCUAUCUUACUUCGUCCCUCAUGGUUGAU